UUGUUAUCCUUACUUAUGAUCGUUAUAACCUGGUAUGUCAAACUUUGGAGAGCUUUUUAAAUCUUCCUUAUCUACACUCAAUCGUGGUUAUUUGGAACAAUCCCGUUACUCCACAUCCUGAUCUUAGCUGGCCACAGUUGCAUGUACCAAUCAAGGUGAUUCACAGUCAAAAUAAUAGUUUGAAUAAUCGAUUCUUGCCGUAUGAUCUGUUAGAGACUGAUGCAAUAUUGUCUAUAGAUGAUGAUAUUCAGCUACGUCACGAUGAAAUCAUUUUGGUUUCCGCGUGUGGCGUGAACAUCGUGACCAGUUGGUCAUGGUCUUAUAAUUCUGAUUACACAUGUGAAUUCUCAAUGAUUCUUACCGGAGCUACAUUUUUUCAUAAGUACUAUACAUUUGCAUACACAUGGGAAAUGUCAUUAGAUAUUCGUAAGAUGGUAGAUAGCUAUUUCAAUUGUGAAGAUAUAGCUAUGAAUUUUCUCAUCGCUCAUAUAACCAGGAAACCUCCUCUGAAAGUUACUUUACACUGGUCAUUUGACUGCGUUUACUGUGGUUCCACCUUACAUGACCGUUCUGAUCAUUACAUUUCUCGAUCUCAUUGCAUUAACUGGCUAACCAAUCAUUAUGGCUACAACCCUCUUAUUUACAGCCAGUAUAGAGCCGAUUCACUUCUGUUCAAGACACGUAUUCCACCUAAUAAGCAAAAAUGCUACAAAUACAUAUGAUGUUUCAACUGCCUUUACUUGUAAAUUAUUCCUACUCUCAUAUAUUGUCCCGUUACUUAGUGUAACCUCAUGUUUAACAAAUUGCUUUCUUCAUGAGUAACAUAAGUUUUUAAAAAACACCGAUCCGAAAAAUGUAAGUCUUCUUAAGAGUCUUCAUAUAUAAGUUUCCAAUUUGUUUCUCAUGGACUCAUUUUCAAUGCAACUGAAAGUGAGGACCAAAUUCUCUGAAAGUAAUUAAAUCGAAUUGCCUAUCCUUCUUAUUCCUUGGUGGGCUUAAGGAACGUCAUUUCUUUGUCUCUUUCCAUGAGUGUCGUGUAAAGAAACCAUCGUAAGACUACCUAAUCUACUUGGCCAUUUAAAAUACCGGAGAUUCUAUUUACUAAUAUUAGCUCAAAUUCUUCGAUGGUAUCUGGAAAUCUUUCCAAUGUUAAUGAUGCAUGACAAAGUUAAGUACUAAUCUAUCUAUAAGCAGGUUGAACUAUCAAGUGUAAGGCUUCACGCCUACAUUUAAAUGUGCUCUUCUCGAACGGAGAACUAGAGGAUUUUCAGGUAAUUAUCAAUGCACUGUAGGUAAUCCAUGUUACAGUAUGAAGAAAAAACUCUACAGACGGG
Messenger RNA from Heterobilharzia americana, 1334 nucleotides. NCBI's taxonomy places the organism in Eukaryota, Metazoa, Platyhelminthes, Trematoda, Strigeidida, Schistosomatidae. The record is from the annotation of a GenBank genome assembly.